Colletotrichum graminicola M1.001 is the source of this 780-nucleotide messenger RNA. RefSeq lists its product as uncharacterized. The transcript has 2 exons. NCBI's taxonomy places the organism in Eukaryota, Fungi, Ascomycota, Sordariomycetes, Glomerellales, Glomerellaceae. The record is from RefSeq and is a predicted model, not a curated record. Bases 1 to 780 code for a protein of 259 amino acids.
AUGCUAGAAAGGCCUGGGUGCCUAAAUGGCGUUAUUGGUGACGUCAAGUCCACUCUCGCCGUUCUUGAGCUUCUGGCGGCUGAGCCAGAACUACGUCAGAACCAUGUCAACAAGGCAGCCCAUCGGGUGGCAAAGAGCGGCCGGGAUCUUUACAGUCUGAUCGAAAACUUGAAGGACAAGUCCCAGAAUGGUGGUGGGUUCCACAAGUUCAUGGAUCAGCUCCGACACGGGCCUGGAGAGCAACAGAAGCUUGAAACGUCACGAAGAGAGCUGGGUGAAUCCAAGACGACGUUGAUCCUCGCUUUGCAAAUGGCACAGGUUGGGUUGAUCAAAUUGAUGGGCAAGGGCGAUAUCAUUGUCAAUGUUGAGGUUGUCACCAAGGUCGACCAGCGCGUCCAAAGUUGCCCAGGCCUGGAGGAGGGGUUGCGCCUUGCGAAGUUGCUUCCACAUCGUGCAUGGGAGGAUGAAAAGGGAAAGUUGCAUCUUACCGACCACGACCUUGCAGAUUUGCAGAAACCACCACCUUAUUACAAGCUUGCUCCCCUGACUCCAGGUCAGACUCGAAGUGUGGUGCAGUGGAACCAUGUCGAAGGCUCUACUUUCUUCGGGGGCGAUUUAGGCAGAGACGGCGGGGAUGAGACAUCAAUCCACCAUCGUGACGAGCUCAUCGUCUCGAACAAUGUGGUCAAGAACGGUGGCUUGUUUUUUGGGGGUGGGACAUCAGCACAAAACUUGGUUUUUGUUAACAGACACAUGAAACUGCCAGGCACAGAUGUUUGA